AUGGUAAAUGUUCAGUCCGGAUUUGAAACAACAGGAGUGUAUCCACUUGACAGGAGUAAAAUCAUGCCACCUGAGUAUCUGGAGGAAAGCGUUUUGGAAGAAGAUGUGGAUGGGUUGCCAUUUCUGCCAUUGUUGACUCCGUCACGAAAGUCGUACUCCCGAAAAGAAACUGAUGUUCCUAGAAAAGAAACUGAUGCUUCCAAAAACUACACAUAUCCAACUGCUGGAAGACCCCUUAAAGAAAUUUUAACUUACCCUGAGCCAAUCCAUAAGCUUCCAACAAUCAAGCCGAGAAAGACAUUUAGAGUGGCAACAUCUUCAGAAGAAAGGCAAAAAAUGGAAUUAAAGGAAGUGGAUAAAGCACAAGAGAAAUUCCGAAAAGAGCAAAAUAAGUACAUCAGAGAAUUAAAGAAAAGUUUAGCAGUAUCAGAUGAUAUAAAAAAACUUAUUGAAUCGAAACCAAAAUCAACAGGAACCCGUCGCAAGACUGAGAAACAAGACAAGAGCAAGACAGAGACAAAAGAUGAGGUGUGUGACAGCGAUGAGGACAGUUUACUUGUAAGCCCUCUUCAGCUUUCUCUGUUUGAUCCACCCAAUCAUCACAGUAGGGAUCAGGCCACCAAUCCUGUAAAAAUAACAGUAACUGUCGUGUACAUGUACAUAGAUCCUCCGGAUAACUGGUCAGAUACCCUAUGUGAUACGUAUACAUUCAGUGGCGGUGGUUUUGAGAGUUCUCCUCUUAGUACAUCUCCAGACGUCCAAGCUCACCCAGUGAAAAGCAGUGGAAAAAGUUCUACAACCACCAUCAAAUCUACACCGUUUAGGACACAUGCUGGAGUGAGUGUUCAGACUGGGAGAAAGAAAACAGCUCCAGACGACCAAGCUCCUGUCGUUGUCGUUGACCCUAAGAGCCCAGUGAAAAGCAGUGAGAAAAAUGCUACAAGGAACGUAAAAUGUAUGCGCUUUGAGAUACCUACUGCUCCAGACGACCAAGCUCCUGUCGUUGUCGUUGACCCUAAGAGCCCAGUGAAAAGCAGCGGGGAAAGUGCUACAUGUACAAGGAAUGUCAAAUCUACGUGCUCUAGAACACGCGCUGGAGUGAGUGUUCAGACUGGGAGAAAGAAAACAGCUCCAGACGACCAAGCUCCUGUCGUUGUCGUUGACCUUAAGAGCCCAGUGAAAAGCAGCAGGGAAAGUGCUACAUGUACAAGGAAUGUCAAAUCUACGCGAUCUAGGACACAUGCUGGAGUGAGUGUUCAGACUGAGAGAAAAACUGAGACAGCUCCAGACGACCAAGCUCCUGUCGUUGUCGUUGACCCUAAGAGCCCAGUGAAAAGCAGCGAGGAAAGUGCUACAAGGAACGUAAAAUUUACGUGCUCUAGAACACGCGCUGGAGUGAGUGUUCAGACUGGGAGAAAGAAAACAGCUCCAGACGACCAAGCUCCUGUCGUUGUCGUUGACCCUAAGAGCCCAGUGAAAAGCAGCGGGGAAAGUGCUACAUGUACAAGGAAUUUCAAAUCUACGCGCUCUAGAACACGCGCUGGAGUGAGUGUUCAGACUGGGAGAAAGAAAACAGCUCCAGACGACCAAGCUCCUGUCGUUGUCGUUGACCCUAAGAGCCCAGUGAAAAGCAGUGAGAAAAAUGCUACAAGGAACGUAAAAUGUAUGCGCUUUGAGAUACCUACUGCUCCAGACGACCAAGCUCCUGUCGUUGUCGUUGACCCUAAGAGCCCAGUGAAAAGCAGCGGGGAAAGUGCUACAUGUACAAGGAAUGUCAAAUCUACGCGAUCUAGGACACAUGCUGGAGUGAGUGUUCAGACUGAGAGAAAGACUGAGACAGCUCCAGACGACCAAGCUCCUGUCGUUGUCGUUGACCCUAAGAGCCCAGUGAAAAGCAGCGGGGAAAGUGCUACAUGUACAAGGAAUGUCAAAUCUACGCGCUCUAGAACACGCGCUGGAGUGAGUGUUCAGACUGGGAGAAAGAAAACAGCUCCAGACGACCAAGCUCCUGUUGUUGUCAUUGAUCCUGAGAGCCCAGUGAAAAGCAGCGGGGAAAGUGCUGCAAGGAAUGUCAAAUCUACGCCCUUUAGUACACGUGCUGGUCUCGAAGGCAUACAAGGUACACUUUCAAGUAUCCAAUGAAUCAUUGCUUGAUGACUCAGAAACAAAUCCGUGCUUAAAAGAUUGGGUUAGUGAUCUUGGUCUCUCUCUUUAUGAGAAACAAGCCCUUCAACGUAAUGCUUGGCUGUCAGCAAAUCAUAUUUCUGCUGCAAAUAUGCUGCUCAGAAGAGAAUUCCCUCAUCAAAACGGACUUCAAGAUACUAUGUACUUGCUCGAAAAUCUCCAGUGGAGAUCGUCAGCUCAUGAAUUUGUGCAAAUAAUGCAUGUUGGAGGAUUUCAUUGGGCGUGCUUAUCAAAUAAAUUAUCAUCUGAUGCAAGUGAAAUACAGCUGUAUGACAGUCUUCACAUAGAACCUGGCCCUACCAUUAUUGAACAGUCUUGCACGAUUCUCCAUUGUAUGAAAGACCGUUUCACAAUCCAAGUUGUGAAUGUUCAACUUCAGUAUACUGAUGAUUCUUGUGGUUUGUUUGCCAUCGCUAUGGCUUAUGAUUUAUGUUCUGGUCGAAACCCUUUGAAAAUCAGCUACGAUGAAUCGAUGAUGAGAGUUCAUCUGGAGCGUUGCUUCAACAAUCGUGAACUGUCACGCUUCCCACGAGCUGCAAAAAAAAGGGAUUGCCCCAAGACAAUAGUCACAAAAACGCAGGUUCCUGUAUACUGUAGUUGCCGAUAUUCUGAUGUGGAAGUCACAUCGAGGUUUGGGGAUAUGGCGUCAUGUGACAGUUGCAGUAAAUGGUACCACCAGGAUUGCGAAAACAUUCCGAACGCUGUUUUUAAUGAUACUCAAAAAACAUGGUUUUGUAUGUCGUGUAGCCAGUAGUAAUAAUAAUAUUGUUUAUUGUUUUUAUGUUCUUUUUGUAGUCUAUUUUGUCUAUUUUGUCUGUGUUACCAUAUAAUCUUUGAGGAUUGC
Molecule: messenger RNA, 3028 nt
Organism: Halichondria panicea
Lineage: Eukaryota; Metazoa; Porifera; Demospongiae; Suberitida; Halichondriidae
Product: mucin-2-like
Exons: 24
Coding region: 1-2142 (713 amino acids)
Source: RefSeq, a predicted model, not a curated record